Drosophila suzukii is the source of this 1222-nucleotide messenger RNA. RefSeq names its product TweedleF (gene TwdlF). NCBI's taxonomy places the organism in Eukaryota, Metazoa, Arthropoda, Insecta, Diptera, Drosophilidae. The record is from RefSeq and is a predicted model, not a curated record.
UAAAAACAUAGAUAUUGGGCAAACAGCGCAUCAGUCAACCUUUGCAGCUCAGGCAGUUCAAAGUCAAAAUGCAGCAUCUUGUCGUUCUAAUGUGCCUGGUGGCCCUCACAGUAGCAGUGCCUCAGGGAUACAAGUACCAGCCCCAGGUGCCUGUCCUUCCCAUCGGCAACCUUCGUCCCCAGACACCCGUGUCGGCAAGUGGAAUAUAUGCAGGUGCCCCCGUAUCAACUCAGAUCAAUGUCCACGGCCAGCAAGCACCCAUUCAAGCUGUGCAGACCAUCGCUCCUGCUUCUAUUCCUGCUCCUUUACCAAUCGGCCUACCACAGCAGCCUGCCAUUAGUUCACUGCCCCAGCAAAACCUGAUCAGUACUGUGUUGCAGCAGCAGCCUCAGCAGAUCGUCUACCAGCAGCAGCCGCAGCAAAUCCUUCACUCCCAGUACGUCCAACGACCUGCGAUCGUGACUAAGGACAUCUAUAUCCACUCCGCUCCCGAGGAGACUGAGGAGCUUCGGCAAGACGAGCCACAGCUGGAGAACGUCCCCAUCCGCAAGAACUACCGGAUUGUUUUCAUCAAGGCGCCGUCCCAAAACCUAAAGUACACCGCCGCCGCACUAAAGCGGGCCCAGUCCAGCAAUGAGGAGAAGACCGUCAUCUAUGUGCUCUCCAAGAAGCCUGAUCUUACAGAGAUCCAGCAGCAGUUGCAGGUCACUCAGUCCGAGGCCAAGGUUCACAAGCCUGAGGUCUAUUUUAUCAAGUACAAAACCCAGGAAGAGGCCCAGCGCGCCCAGCAGGAGAUCCAGGCCCAGUACGACGCGCUGGGCGGUGCCACUCAUAUCUCGGAUGAGGGCGUGGCCCCCAUCACCAGCGUUUCGAGUGGUUCCCUCAACCUGCAGAGCUUUGGGCCCCAGCAGUCCCAGGUGCCCACUGUUCAGUUGCCAGUUUUGAGCCAGGGCAUUCAGCAGCAGAGCUCCUUUGUGCAACAGUCUACCGCAUCGUUUGCACCCUCGGCUCCUUCCAGGAAGUAUGUGCCAGUUAAGGCUUUCAAAUGAGUUUUACCUACUCCACAUACUAUCGCUUCCAUUUUUGCUUUUAUUCACCAUACUGUAGCUCAUUUUAAUUUAUUUCAAAUGCGAAAGUCAAGAAAAAUAAAGAAACAUAUUUAGUGAAACUCAAAUGUCUUCAGAGUGGUCGUACGUAAAAUAAAAUAUUUCGAAAAUUCAAA